Molecule: messenger RNA, 10272 nt
Organism: Peromyscus maniculatus bairdii (prairie deer mouse)
Lineage: Eukaryota; Metazoa; Chordata; Mammalia; Rodentia; Cricetidae
Source: RefSeq, a predicted model, not a curated record
CUUUCCUCGCGGCCCGCCCGCCCGCCCUCUGGCUCCCGGUCUCCCCGGCCUCUCAGGCGCCGCCCUCCACGCCAGGGUCCCCCGCACCUCCACCGGGGACCUCUGGGCGACCCUUGGGCCACACUGUCACGAGGAAACUUGUGGGUUGACCCUGGCCGACGGCAGAGCAGCGAGGGAUGGACGCGGUGUCCUAGCAUCCUCCGUGGCAGAAACGCCCAGAACUUCAAGGAUUUUCUUGAAAUGGCACUCUCGGAUUUGUUUGAAAUAAAGGAUCUUGUGACAGGCUGUGCUUAAUUGGUCAUUGCUAUCUCAACAAGCAUGGAGAUAAGAUUAGAAGUUUUGACAUCAACAAGUAUCAAGCAGAAAAAACCCUGGCCCAGAGUUUCCUGGUUAGGUCAAGAGAAUGAAGCUGUUUUUCUUUUGGAUGAGAAAUGCAUAAAUGAGAUUAAUUUGCUGUCAGGAAGAACAAAGAAGAAAAUUCCUAGUCUGCAGCCUUUAUUGAAGGAUGUCUGUUUUCUGGCAACAUCCAGUAAUGAUGUGUGGCUGUCUGGGGUCCUCACUACAGGAGAGCUUUUCUUGUGGAACAAAGAUCAAGAUUGUUUGAAAAUGAUACAAGUGACUGAAAAGCCUAAAGAAGUUAUUAAAGCUACAGUGGCAAGCUCUUCAAGACUAUACUUGUAUGUAGCUGAAAAUGGGAAAAGAGUUCUGCUUAUUACAUCUUCUGGCUGCAUACUUCUGUGGGAAUAUGUGGAAUUGAAGAAUAUCCUAUCUUCUAAAAGCCUCCCGUUGGUGGGUCAGUGGUCCCAAAUCAUACCCGAAGAAGCAGUUUUAUUGCCUUCUACUAAAGACAAAGAAGCUGUAGUGGAUGCUGUUUUUGUCAAAAAUGAGUUAUUUGGCGACUGCUGCCUGUGUUCUUUUACUUUUUAUUCUGGAGAAUGCUUGAAGUUAACAUUUCUGGCCAUUCAGUGGUAUGAGAAUGUGUUUACAUCUGUAAGGUCAUUGCCGUUCCGUGUUCACUGGGCACAACAGGAAUGUUUCCUGUGUCGUCUGACUCCUAAGUGUGAGUCAGUGAAGUCAAGAGGAGCUCUGCUCUCUGCCUUCUCAAGAGAUGGCCUUGCCCUGGCAGUGACUCUUAAUCAGAAAGACCCAAAGGCAACUCAGGUAUUAUUUAUAAACACACUGAAUUUCGUUACUCUCUGUGGUGGCCUUAAAGGAUGUAGUAAUAAGAAUCCUGUGGUCCCAGCUACACUUACCAGGUCAUACUGGGUAGGAGACAUCAGCUGGACACAUGGUAGUCUUUUUCUGGCCUGUGUGUUAAAGCGUGGCUCCCUGGUUUUACUGACCUGUCUAGGUGAAUUACUGACAUUAGUUACACUCGGUUGCUCUAUAGAAUUUGGGCCAGCUGAAUUUAUUCCUCUUCAUCCACUAAUAACAUAUAGACCACAGCAGUUUACAUUUCAAGAUCAAAAUAAUUCUGUAGAUUCAUCAGCUUCUGACAGUGACCCUCUGAGACAGAGGUUUUCUAUAAAAGCACACUCACGGCUACCUUACCUUAUUAUUUCUGAUGGAUAUAUGGUUACAACCCUUCGGUUUCUUGAUAACCAGUCUCCAACAGCGCUCAUGAGGUCGUUGCUACUUGAUUCAACCCAGAGGCUUGAGAAAGCAUACCAAAGUAUGAUGCUAUCUAAGCCAAAGGACAAAGGGUUGAACUUGAGAUCACUGGAUUCCUUACGGUCUAGCCUGUUAAAGCGUCAAGGAAAGGAGGGGUCAGAACAUGGCACUGUCCCCAGAUUUCUGCAGGUAGAAGAAACAGUGAAGUUAAAUGAAACUACAGAUUUCCAGGAUUUUGAAGGAGACGAAGCUAAUGAACAAUUUCCAAACAACUCACUUCCUUUUUGUAACCAAAGAAAAGAUCUACUGUUUGGCACUGUCAGGGAAGGAAGAUUAGAAUUUGCAUCGAUGUUUGAUACAGUUCAUGCAGAGGAUGAUUCCAGGGAGACAGACAGAACCACCGCAGAACUGCACUGUCUCCAGAAAAGACUUCUUGCAGCUUGGACUAUAGGAAUUUCAAAAAAUGUAACAGAAAAAAACUUAAUGUUAAAUUACACAGUACUUUGCAUCACUCACUUUUUCUAUAUUCUUCAGUUUACAAAAUGUCCUUUGCCUAAGUAUGACCUGUGUUUAAAUAAGAGUCUGAAGCAUAAUGCGUGGGUACUUUGUAUCUUUCAACUUUUCCAUCAGUGUUUAUCAGUCCACUAUUGGGAUAUGAGAUACGGACAAGAUAUGGGCCAUUUGAUAAAGCUGACCUCAAAUACCGUGAAGCUUUUACUGACUCAGCAACAAAAAAGUGGAUUCUUCUCAGAGAUGCUGUUGGCCUGCCUUUCUCUACUCCGAAUGGUCGCUGACUGUUUAAAUGGCAUCUGCAGUCUUCAGCCCGAGACUGUUUGGGCAUCAGCUGAUGAAAGCAGAACAGCUGAGCUGGACUCAUUGAUGGUACCUAUUUUUCAAGCUGCUAAGGAAAGUUGGUCCUGGGACUCAUCUUUAAAUAUUUAUCCUCAAGUUACAAAUCUUGUUCAAAAGCCAAGUCACAGAUUGAUUGCUCUUUGGAGACUAUUAUACAGAAAAACUUUAUGGUACCAAGCACAAUUAAACCGAAGAAUUCCUGACAAUGACAGACAGUUACCUGAAAAUACAACACAUGAAAUAUCUUUUGUCAAGAAUCUGUUAUGUCAUCUACAGACUAACCUGCAGAUGGCUGGAGGUAGCUUGCAUCAAGCCUUAGAACUUAAACCUACCAAUGGUGAAGAGUGUUUUCUGUUAGGCUCAUAUGAAAAAUCAAUGGCUCAGUGGUUAAGAGCACUGGAAGUUUUAGAAGAAAACGGAGGAAGAAGGACGUGCUUUCUUCAGCUGCGGUACUAUCUCUCUCUCCUGUACUGCCACCUCUACCGCUACAAUUUGAACGAUGCCCAGGGAUUAUGUGAUCACCUAGUAAGAGAGCUCCUCAGCUGGUCCCAGUUACCCGUGAAAGGACGUAAAGAUUGCUCAGAUUCUGAGAAGCCUCAUUGUGAGUUUGCAGUGACUGGAAAUGUGCAUCCUGAGGCAGCGGUCAGAGUUGUCCAGUGCAUGGCCAGGUUCAUGGCUGCCUAUUUUACCAAUGAACCGCUCUGCAUUCUUCCACCUCACAGUGUGAAUGUUCUUCCGCCACUUCAUAUUAAAACAGAGCAUUCCUUACGACUUAUUCCUCUACAACACUCUAAGGUGGCCAGUUUUGUUAGAGAUCAGAAUCUCUCAAAUGUAUGGACAGUUGAAUAUGCUCUCGAAUUGCUAUUUAUUGGUGGCCUGAUUCCAGAGGCUGUGUGGUUGGCACAUAAACUUGGAGACUGGAAGACAUCUGUUUCCAUUGGUGUGGCCUUCCAAGUUUUCAGUAAGCAUAAUCGCAAUUUUGUGAGGUCCAAGAAAAAGGGUAUGGACCUACCCUUAAAUAUGAUACCAGCACAGAUUUUUCAGGAAAAACUGCAAUGUUUUUUAGGUCAGCCAGUCCCUUUGGAAGCAAAAAAUGAAAAGAGCUCAAAAUAUAAGCAAUUUACAGAUCCCAUCGAGGAAGAAGAUGCUAAUGUGCUGUUUGGGUCUGUGCAAGAAGUGCUGAAAGCGUCAGUCAUGGCGGACGCAGACAUUGUUUCCGAGACGCUGCAGCUGUUGGUGGAGUCUGCCAAGGACUUCAGUAGGAAGCUGUGGGGCUUAGUGCCCGUCGACUUGUAUCUUCCAGCACCUCCCUUGUAUUGCCCCCAGCCAGCUGUUCUUAGUGAAGAACAUGGUGACAAUCUUCUUUUAAAGGCUGAAAAAGAUAAUCGCCAAAAGCUGUCUGGAAUCCUGCAGCGAGUUCUCCUGCUUUUCCGGGCAGCUCGAUGCUCCUUUUCUGUAGCGCAGUGGUACAUCUUGCAGCUGAGGUGGGCAAGAAAAGUCAUGCAGAAGAUUCGAUUGAAGGGAUCUCUGCCUUCACUUAGCUCUUUCCCCGAAUCCUUACUUAACUACUGUAAAGGAGGGAUAGCAUUCUUCAGACCUGGAGCAGCUGGAGACCACAGGCUUGAUGAAGUUUCCAUCAAAGCACUAGGGUGCUUCAGAGAGCUUUGUGCUUUGUGCUGGAUGUUGCAUAUCCGGGAUAAAUUAUCAUACAGUUGCAGGCAGUAUCAGAAGGCAAGAGAAAAUGUGAAGGUAGAAAAGGACCUCGAAGUGGAAUUUGAUUCUUGUGUGGUUGAGCACUGUUUUCAUGCACUGGAAUGGGCCUGUAGAAUGCUGCCGUUCUCUCGGUUUUUUAAUGUGGAAGAACUUAUUCAGGAUUUAAUUUUGAGCCUUAUUGGAGAACUGCCACCAAUCAGGAAGGUAGCAGAAAUUUUUGUGAAAGCAUUUCCCAAUCCGGAGGCCAUAAGGGUUCCUUUAAGAGAAAAAUACCACUCUCUUCAGCAGAGACUCAGACAUGGUGUUGUAAAAGGUCCUCAGACUGAGGAACUGAUGUCUGUGGUCAUGCGUUCUGUCCAUAAAGUGAGGGUGAAAGCCCUGAAACGUGUGCAGAGGAACAUAGGUGCUGCUGAGAUGAACAUCUGGGAACCAGAGGAAGAGGAGAAGCCAGAUGCUGCUCCAGCUUCUGACAGGUUCUCCCUGGGGACUAGUUGGAGCAGAAGCACACUCACAGAACUGGGCAGCUCCCUGGUGCACAGUGAUGCAGAUACAUUCUCCGAAACCGUGUCCUUUGAAGAAAAAACUUGGAUACACUUUUAUCAAAGACAUGCCCCAAGUCAUAUGGAAUUGACAUUGGCUGGUAAGCCCAGUGAUAAAAAGAAAACAUGUAAUCAGAAAGAAGGCUCCCAAAAGAAAGAAGAUCAUGAAAUGUUAGGGAAAAAAGCACUUCCUACAGUUGGUGUUUGGGAAUUUGAGCGUGAUGAUGAUGAAUAUAUUAACUUCCUUGAGCUCUUCUUGAGUUAUGUUCUUGAAAGAGACCUUUGUUCCAGUGAUCCUGGCAUUCCAUUUUUGACAAGUUUUUCUGGGCACCUUAGAGAACACGAACUUAACUCUUUACUUUUUGAUGUGCACACAACAUUAAAACGACGCCAGAGCAAAACCAGAAGCGAGAAUGUGUUUAGAGCUGGGUCUUGCUUCGCUGUUGUUCCUGAGUCACACGAAUGUGAAAAACUGUUCUCUCUAAAUAGCGUGCACGCCCCAAAUUUAGACAACCAGGCACUUUCAGCUCCAGGACCAGGUAACCAGUCAGCAAGCACUUCAGAGAACCCUCCACCUGAAGUCCCGAAAAGUGAAAGAAAGGCGGGAUUGUUUGGCUUAAAACAGAAGCCACUUUAUAGAACUCAAGAUGACAAAGGAGAGAAGCCUGUAAGGCGGAGACCGUCAAGGCACUCCUUUUGGAUUCCCAAGUCCGUUGAAACUGGGGGAUACGGUUUCCGAGCAGUUGAGUGCAGUGCGGCCAGCCCCCAGGACGACCUUCCUCCGGCACUUGAGAACAUGUUCGGCCCUGUCGGGAGACUGGUGGAGUGGAUGGUGCGGUGGUCUGACCGAAGACUCCUCUGUGACUCUGGAGUCACUCAGUCAUCCUGCAAAUACAGUCCAGUAAUCCGUGUCAAAACCUCUGCAGCUGCCAUUCUUACCUCGUUCUGGCUUCUGGAGCAACCCUACCGUGCCGCACGUAGGGCAGAAAACAGCCUUACUAAGGUGCUGGAGGAUCAUUCCACUGACUGUCCAGUGGCGCCCGAGGAGAGCGACGCUAAUGACGACGACGACGACUGCCCAGCUGCAGUGGCAGCUCAGGCUGGAACCGAGGGGAGGAACAACCAGGAUGAACGCUGUCAGAGCGUCUGGAGCAGAAUGCCAGCUGAAGCAGAAAAUCCUGAAGUGAAAGAAAUUGAUGAUGAGAUUACUCCCGUCACUCCUAAGACUGAGGGAGAAUUUGUAGAUAUUGACGAGAAUCAUUCAGAAAUAGAAACAUUUACACAGGAUGAAAUGGAUAUGCACAUCUCUGACUGUGAAGAAGGACCCGUUGGGAGUCUCCGGGACCCCAGUGCUGCCGUCUGCAUGCCAGCGUCGCGGCUCUCACUGCAGCAUUCCACAGAAGAGGCUCAAUGUCCCAGGAAAGAACCAUUGGAGACAAAUGUGGAUACACAAUUGACAGAACAGAAAGGUAUGAUCGAAGCCUUGUCAAAUUCUGAACAUACCAUUCCUCAUUCACUUCAUAUAGAUGCAAAUUCAGAAACUUCUUGUGCACAGAUUUCUGAACUGAAAGAGCAGUCUUCCUCAGUUCCACCGCUCAUGUCAAGUGGAGACCCUGUUACUUCACAAACACCUGUUGCAACACCUCAGCAUACUCAGAGAAAGGAACACAGGGUUCAGCUACCGGAUUCUUCUGAUUCUGUUAGGCAGAUGCUCCAAGACGAGAUGUUCAAAUUAGUUCAGCUGCAACAGAUCAAUUUCCUGAGCCUAAUGCAAAUAGUAGGACCGUCUGUCGCUAAUCUCCCAGACAUGCAUCAACUUCUUCAGCAGGUUCAGCCUGUGCAUGUUGGGGAAAGCCAAGCAUCAAAGCCCACAAAGAGUGGUUGUACUGAAGCCAAGAGCAGACAGAGAUUAUGUGCUAAAGCAGAGUCCGGGAGAGAGUGCACCAGGGAUCCUAGCAUGAACAGCCCACCAGAUCAUGAAGGAAUCAGCCAGCCUGGUCAAGAGAGUCAUGGAAACACACAGGAUAUUCCACACGGGAGUAUUCCUUUGUGUCAAUUAGAUGGCCAGCCUAAGCUGAGAGGACAGAGUGGAGCACCUCAGAGCUUUGGACCCGCUUCCUUUUCUCACGCUCCUGCUGGAGACACUGGCCUCCAGCUUCUGUUCACACCUGCUGCUCUGCAGAAGGCCCCUCAGCUGAUUCCACCUGCCAGAACAGUCACUCCUGGGAGCGGGUUUCCUUUGCUUCAUUUUCAGCCCAAGCAUGAAUUCAAGCCCCUUUCCUUACCGCUAGGAAGAAUUCCAGAAGUUCCUUUCAGACCUCAGGCCCAACCAAAAAAGGCCUGGGAAUUAUCUGACUCUUGCCAGCCCCCUCUGUCUCAGGGACUAGUGCACACCACUUCCCCAUGCCAUUCAAAUCCAAGCCUCUAUAGCGCUGUACUCAGAGACACCCCUAAGCAUGGGAGCUUGGAGCAGUAUGUUGGACAACAAUACUUGACACCUCAGCAGGACUCUUCAGUAUUUAUAAAGCCAGAAAGUGUGUUUGAUGUUAAACCAGUGCCCCCUGGGACAGUUCCUCAGAAUUCUUUUGGACUUCCUUUAUUACACCUGCAAUUUCAGCCUCCUUGUAUAUUCUCAUCACCAUCAAGAGCAUCAAGUAGAUUGCCCUUAGUACCUACCACAUCUGACACAGAAGGAAAACAGUAUCCACAGCUAUCAUUACUUCAUUCAUGUUUGCCCCUGGAGAACACGUACAAGAAGCCCCAACUUAUCCCACUUGAAAACCUCAUGGCAUUUAAAAGAAGCCAACAAAAACUAGCACAUAAUGCAUUUGCACAAGGUGAUUCUGGUCAUGUUCAGCUUCUAAAGGUCAACAUGGAACCAUCUAACAUAACACCAGGGAAGAAGAGGCAAAGCAGACGAGCUGAAAGAGAGCUACAAGAAGAAAGAGCCCAGAAGCCAAGAAGAAAGCCAAGUGUUAGUUUCCGACCAGAGGAUUCCCUCAUUAGUAAUGGCUCAGAGGUCAUCAUGGAACCCAAGGAACAACUUGGACAUUGUGAUUCUCAGCCUUUGGAAAAAUUUGAAAUUCCUUUUGAAAUGUUAGAAGAUGAUGUUAAUACUUCAGCUGGACUGCAUUUCCUGGCCUCUGUACGAAAGAAAACCGUGGGAAGUCAGGAUGCAAGUACAAACACAGACCCAGGCCAUGAACCUUUGAAUGUUCCUCAGCUCUUGAUUCCAGAUAUGUAUCUAAAUAUCAAACUUCCCACUGGAAUAUCAGAGAAACCUUUGUCUCCUUCCCCACCUCAUUUGGCUAGACACACUUACAUAGAUGUGAUUGACAUUGAAGCUGAUGACCUGUUGGAGUUGCCUGCUAAUGAAGAACCUUCAGGUGAUAAUGUCAUCAAGGCACAGAGCCAUCCCCCAGAAGCCCCGUCGUCUGCAGAGUUGCACUGUAUGGCAGCUUCAAUUGUGAAUGCUGUUCCCCCUCAUACUUUUGAGGGUCAAGAAUCUGCAAGUUCUACUCUGGGUUUAAUUUCUGAGCCUGCAAAAAUGACUCAAUCCUGUCUGGAUGAGAAAAGCUGUAGAGCAAGUGUUAUGGAAGUGAAGGAGCCUGGGAUCUCCUCAGUGAUGCCAUCAGACAGGCAACAGGACAGAGAUCUCCUAGAACCAAACUUCCAGUUCAAGGAACAGAGCACAAAAUUGGACUCUGGGGAACAAUCUCUGCUUUGGACCCUGCUUCAGGAUGUGCCUGCUGCUUGUCCCUCACCAAGCCCUGCUGUUCACCCCACUCCCAGCCCUGCUGCUCGCCCCACUCCCAGCCCUGCUCCUCGCCCCGCUCCAAGGCCUGCUGCUGGAAAGUUAGAACGUCUUACUGCCAAGCUCCAGGAGAUGGAUGAGCAGCUGUUGACAGUGCAGACCAUUGCGGAGAACAUAGAGCAGGACUUCCCUGCACCAGAAGUGCUGAAUCGACACUGGGAAAAGGCUGGACUGGUAGAUCACGUUGAAUUGUCUUCUGGCCCUGAAGUUGAAAAACCGUUAGCUUUAAAAGCCACUAGCAUUUCUGAAGAAGUGUCUUUCCAGACUCAUGGGGACGUGGAAGAUCAAAAUGAUACAGAGAAAACUUCAGAGACAGAAUUUUCAGUAACAGAAAAUCACCCUAGCCAGAAAACCUACGUAUGCCCUUCUGCGGGGUCAGCCGUCUGCUCUUCCAUGGACUGGAGUAUCACUUCUCCUGGUGUGAAUAUCAGCAAUGAAUUUGAAAGUGUUUCAGAAGAUCAGCUCCAGGUGACUGGAUUGACUGAUAUUGCUGACAUCAUUGAUGAUCUUAUAACUAAGAGUGGAGUUUCCAGUAAAGAGCUUGGCUUGACAGAAAAACAAGCUAGAAGCAUAUCCAGGAUUCAGCAUCCUUCUGGCAGAUGCCCCCAAAGAACUGAAAAGGAGAGAAGAGAGAUUAAAAUCUGGAUGAAAAGAAAGCGAAAAGAGAGGAUGGCAGAGUACUUAAAUCAGCUGGCAGAGAAGAGGGGACAGGAACGUGAUCCUUUCUGCCCCAGAAACAGUCCAUUUUAUAUGACUUCAAGGCAGAUCAGGCAAAGACAAAAGAUGAAACAUGAAAAAGAUAGACUGCUGUUGUCCCAACACUACAGCCAGCGGAUCUCGCAGGCGUACUCUCUGAUGAACGAGCUGCUGUCUGACUCGGCACAGCCAGCAGCACCUGCAGAUAAACCCUUCCCUAAAAGAUCCCCCUCCGAUCAGCAUUGCACACAGCAACAAGGCUCUGCUCCGAGGAGAGAGAAUCCACAUGGGCAGACUUUCCUAAUAAAUCGGCCUGGACGAGGCAGGCGUAUUUCCAGACCAAGUCAUCUACAAAAGGAGAAACCCUUGGGGCAGCCCCAAGGCGCAUCUCGGCAGCAAGGUUCUAAUACUCCGUGUCAGAGUCUAAAGCAUACGAAAAGCCAUGGGGCUGUUGGGGCGGCUCCUCCAGUGAAGCAGGUGUGCACAGAGUAUGAGAGAGAAGAGAUGGUGGUGAGUCCCUGGACUCUGCCCUCAGAAAUCCACAGGAUUCUUCACGACAGGCCCAGAGCCCUUCUACAGGACAUGUCAUCACCUGAAGAGGAAGAACCUGAGCCCUCUUUCGUGGUGGCUGGCAUGGACAGCGUGUCUGAGAGCACUGGCAGCAUCCUCAGCAAACUUGACUGGAGAGCCAUUGAAGACAUGGUGGCCGGCGUGGAGGAGAAGAACCCAUCUGUCCGCUGGGCCUCAGACCUGUAGGGCCUGGAGAGCACUCUCUUUCCAGGCCCUGGCCAGCAUCUCACUGAGAACUUUGUGGAUCUAAGGCUAGAAAUAAUGGGACUUUAUAACCUGCAGCCCCAGGGUUCCCUGGGUUAACUAUUCCAGGAGGGAAAAUAAACAUGUCAGUAAUAUUGCCUUUAUGGGGAGAGGUGGUUUAACUAGAGAAAAGCAUUAUGUUUCAUGUGAUUUAGGUAUCAUUUCAACAAUAUACACAUGUCAAGCCAGGUUUUCACAAUAUUUAAAUUAAUUUGAAUAAAAAAAAAUCUUGUA